Molecule: messenger RNA, 832 nt
Organism: Gaeumannomyces tritici R3-111a-1
Lineage: Eukaryota; Fungi; Ascomycota; Sordariomycetes; Magnaporthales; Magnaporthaceae
Exons: 6
Coding region: 158-628 (156 amino acids)
Cellular component (GO): nucleus; cytoplasm
Molecular function (GO): diaminohydroxyphosphoribosylaminopyrimidine deaminase activity
Source: RefSeq, a predicted model, not a curated record
CCCCUCUACUACUAUUGUGUUUUAAAUGCGAGGCUGCAUGUGAAUGCUCAGGAUAGCAGGAGCUACGAGAGUACAUCUCAUGAUUUCGCUUCAUUCUACGAAAAGCUGUGAACCGCAAAAAGAACAUCUCUCGACACCUAAUUAAAGAGAUAAGCCAAUGGACGACGCCAAGUUCUACGCGAUUGCCCUGGAGGAGGCCCGCGAAGGCUUUGACGAAGGAGGCAUCCCAAUCGGAGCGGCGCUUGUGUCGAGCAACGGGAGGCUGCUUGGGCGCGGCCGGAAUCUUCGAGUGCAGCAAGGCUCCGCAAUCCACCACGGCGAGACGGCUGCCCUGGCGAACUCGGGCAGGCUGCCGGCAUCGGCGUACAAGGGCAGUACCAUGUACACAACUCUUUCGCCAUGUGAUAUGUGCACGGGAGCCUGCCUCUUGUACGGCAUCGGCCGGGUGGUCAUCGGCGAGAACAAGACGUUCCUCGGUGGAGAGGCCUACCUGAAGCAGCGGGGGGUCGAGGUGGUGGUCCUAGACGACGCGGAAAGCAGGGGCCUCAUGGAGAGCUUCAUCGAAAAGCACCCAGAGCUAUGGAACGAGGACAUUGGAGUCGAGAAGCGAGUCUACACAAAGGAGUGAUGACCGCACGAGGUGGUCCCUAUUGUGGUAGAAGGGGAGGAGAUGGGGGUUGCCUCUGAGCCGCCCAUUGUAUAGUGUUUUUUGGUGCGUUUGCUUUCUGCUUCUUCUGUAAUGCCUGGUAGUCUCGACAGCCAAUGCAGGACCUUGGACAAUACUGGUGGCAACCCGACAGAUCCCAAGCCGCCUGCAUACCACCCUGCCUGC